AGCAGCCUCCUUUUACAGAGCAACACUCAUUGUAGAAUUGCCCACGCUAGUCACAGUGUCGUGAGUGUGUGUCUUUUCUGAGCGUGCCUGCGUGUGUGUGUGUCCCUGCGCAUGUGUGUGUCAGGCUGCACCGCGGCAGCGAGGAUAUGUAGCUUCCUGUAGGCAAGCCUGCCUGGAUCAUUCUGCCGCAUGUUGCUACCGCCACCAUUGCCGCCCCAAAGGAAUUCCCUGCUGCCGUGUGUGUGUCAGAGAGAGGGAGAAAGACAGAGAGAGAGAGAGAGACGGGGGAGCUGCCAUGUAGCACAGCCACACUGGAGGACAGUUGGGAGGACAUUAGCUUGCUCUCACACCGGAUUCUAACUCAGGAGCUGCAGUGUGUGGAAGACGUUGGUAGCUGUGUGUGUGUGUGUGUGUUAGAGGUAGGACAGUGGGGUCUGCUUUUGAUUCUUGAAGCGAUGGUGCUCCAGGAUUGUGCUUGUAUGUGAGGAGUGUUGUGUGUGUGUGGACAAGCCCGCACCCUGUGUGUGUUUGUGUUCCUGAUGCGGUCUGAGCGUGCGAGUCGUGUGUGUAUCGUGGUGUUGGAGGAGGUGGAGGAGGACGAGCCCUCGCCCCCACCUCACCCAAACACCUCUCUGGACCACAGAUCCCAUCAUGCACCACGCAGACCUCCCACACAGGAAGACAAGCCGUCUCUGCUGAGAGCCAUCUUCAAAGUGGACCCAGACGAAGUCCGCUCCCUCAUAUUCAAGAAGGAAGAUGUCAACGUGCAGGACAACGAGAAGCGGACCCCCCUGCACGCUGCUGCCUACCUGGGAGAUGCUGAGAUCAUCGAGCUGCUCAUCCUCUCAGGAGCCAGGGUAAAUGCCAAAGACAACAAAUGGUUGACUCCUCUUCACCGAGCGGUAGCUUCUGGCAGCGAGGACGCCGUGGCGACGCUGCUGAAGCACAGCGCGGACGUCAACGCCCGCGACAAGAACUGGCAGACGCCGCUCCACGUCGCCGCCAGCAACAAGGCGGUGCGCUGCGCCGAGGCGCUGGUCCCGUUGCUGAGCAACGUCAACGUGUCAGACCGGGCGGGGCGCACCGCCCUGCACCACGCUGCCUUCAGCGGACACCUCGAGAUGGUGAAGCUGCUGCUGUCCAGAGGGGCCAACAUUAAUGCGUUUGAUAAGAAAGACAGGAGAGCUAUCCACUGGGCAGCCUACAUGGGUCACCUGGAGGUGCUGAGGCUGCUGGUGUCCAGCGGGGCAGAGUUGAACUGUAAGGACAAGAAGGCCUACACGCCCCUGCACACUGCUGCCUCUAGUGGCAUGGCCAGCACAGUGCAGUACCUGCUGAGCCUGGGCGUGCAGAUCAACGAGCUGAACACGUAUGGAAACACAGCCCUGCAUGUUGCCUGCUACAACGGUCAGGACGUGGUGGUGAACGAGCUGAUCGCAGCGGGGGCCAGCGUCAACCAGGUGAACGAGAGGGGCUUCUCAGCGCUGCACUUUGCGGCGGCGUCCCGCCAGGGGGCGCUGUGUCUGGAGCUGCUGAUGAGCAGUGGAGCUGACGUCAACAUCCGGAGUAAGGAUGGUAAGACUCCUCUCCACAUGGCAGCUGUCCACGGUCGUUUCUCCCGCUCCCAGGCCCUCAUCCAGAACGGAGCAGAGGUGGACUGUGAGGACAGGAACAAGAACUCUGCGCUGCACAUCGCCGCUCGCUACGGCCACGAGCUCAUCAUCAACACGCUGAUUAACAACGGAGCCAACACCGCCAAGCGGGGCGUCCACGGAAUGUUCCCCCUCCAUCUGGCGGCCCUCAGCGGCUUCUCUGACUGCUGCCGGAAACUGCUGUCCUCAGGCUUUGACAUUGACACCCCAGAUGACUUUGGAAGGACCUGUCUACAUGCAGCUGCGGCCGGAGGGAACCUGGAGUGUCUGAACCUGCUGUUGAACACAGGAGCAGACUUCAACAGGAAGGACAGGUUUGGAAGGGCCCCCCUGCACUAUGCGUCUGCUAACUGUAACUACCAGUGUGUGUUUGCCCUGGUGGGCUCCGGGGCCAGUGUGAAGGAGCUGGACGAGCGAGGCUGCAACCCCCUGCACUACGCUGCUGCCUCCGACGCUGAGGGCAAGUGUCUAGAGUACCUGUUGAGGAACGAUGCCAACCCCGGGGUCCGAGACAGAGAGGGCUACAGCCCUGUUCACUACGCCUCGGCCUAUGGACACACACUCUGUCUAGAGCUGAUGACCAGUGAAACGCCCCUGGAUGUGUUGAUGGAGAUUCCAGGGACAGACGUCCUGAACGACUCAGACAGCCACGCCCCCGUCAGCCCUCUACACCUCGCAGCGUACCAUGGCCACUGCUCCGCCCUGGAGGUGCUGCUGGGCUCUCUGCUGGAGGUGGACGUGAGGACCCCUGAGGGCCGGACCCCCCUGACCCUGGCCUCCUGCAGGGGCCACUCAGAGUGCGUCUCCCUGCUCCUGCACCACGGAGCCUCCCCGGUGGCCAGGGACUACGCUCAGAAGAGAACGGCCAUACAUGCUGCAGCCAUGAACGGCCAUCCUGAGUGCCUCCGACUCCUGAUCAGCAACACCGACACACACACUGUGGACACACAGGACACCAACGGACAGAGCCCCCUGAUGCUGGCGGUGCUGAGUGGACACACAGAGUGUGUGUACUCUCUGCUCAGUAAAGGAGCCAACGUGGAAGCCAAAGACCGCUGGGGGCGGACAGCACUGCACCGUGGGGCAGUGAUGGGCCACGAGGAGAGUGUUGAGGCCUUGCUGCAGCGCGGGGGCAGUGCGUGUGCCAGGGACAGCAGGGGGCGGACCCCCUUCCACAUGGCGGCCGCCUGCGGCCACGUGGGGGUCCUGGGGGGUCUGCUGCAGGCCGCCUCCUCCUCCCUCACCCCCACGCCCAUGGCAGACCACCAGGGGUACACACCCUUGCACUGGGCCUGCUACAACGGAUAUGAUGCGUGUGUGGAGGCCCUGUUGGAGCAGGAGGCGUUCAGGAAGGCUCAGGGGAACUCUUUCAGCCCGCUGCACUGUGCUGUCAUGAACGAUAAUGAAGGAGUUGCUGAGAUGCUCAUCGUCUCUCUGGGUCCCACUAUCAUCAACGUCAUGGACGCCAAGGGCAGGACCCCCCUGCAUGCGGCGGCGUUCUCCGACCACGUGGAGUGUGUGUCCUUGCUGCUCUCCCAGGGGGCGCUGGUGAACACGGCCGACUCCCACACACACACCACCCCGCUGAUGAUGGCCGCGCACAACGGACAGACCAACGCCGUAGAGAUGCUGGUCAGCAGUGCCAAAGCAGACCUGGCUCAACAGGACCACCACAGGAACACAGCCUUACACCUGGCCUGCAGCAAGGGUCAUGAGACCAGUGCCUUGUUGAUCCUGGAGAAGAUCAGUGACAAGAACCUGGUCAACUGCACCAACACAGCUCUGCAGACACCCCUCCACGUAGCUGCCAGGAACGGUCUGACUGUGGUGGUCCAGGAGCUGCUGGGGAAAGGAGCCAGUGUGUUAGCAGUGGAUGAGAAUGGGUACACUCCGGCCCUGGCGUGUGCCCCCAACCGAGAUGUAGCCGACUGCCUCGCCCUCAUCCUCAACUCCAUGAUGCCGACCUCGCCCAUGGUCACCAUAGCAACGAUCCCCGGGCUUGCGCUCGGCGGCGGGGUUGUCGAUCACCCCGGCAGCCGACAGUCGAAGGGCGUGGCUUUUGACGCUCCGCCCCCCCUGAGGCCUGACCACACCUCCUGCUGCAGGCAGGACCGCCCACUCUCUAUCGAAGACGAGCUCAACGACUCAGACUCCGAGACUUACUGAGGACACACCCACCCCUCCACCCCCCCCCCCCCCCCCCCCCCCCCCCCCCCCCCCCCACCACCACCACCACACGGGUGGGAACUGGGACACGCCCACUAUGGGACACGGGACACGCCCACUAUGGGAUACGGGACACGCCCACUAUGGCCACAGCCGUUGAAAAGGUUGGUGAGCCAACAACUCAGGGCCUUAAAACAAACUGAGGGAAGAGACAGGUCUACGGUGUCGGUCUGAAGACUGAAGAAGUUUCUGAAGUCUCUUCUUCAGGACGAACAAGAUACAACAUCAUGAGCUAUGUGCUGUCAUCCAUCUGACUAGCAUGGCGGUCCAGUUUCUGACCGGAAAGGAGUUUUCGCUUCGAUUACAAUAAAGUGUUUUUGAUUUUCUGUCUCUGCUGGGCUUCCCCUGAAGACUCCUUCUACUGAGUCCCACCACGCAUACUUUGCCUUCUGUAACCGCGGCUAUGCCCAGUCUGUAACCGCGGCUAUGCCCAGUCUGUAACCGCGGCUGUGCCCAGUCUGUAACCGCGGCUACGCCCAGUCUGUAACCGCGGUUACGCCCAGUCUGUACAGAAAGGGCAGAGGGACAAUCUCAGUCCAAGGGACCAAGAGACUCAGGUGUCUGAUCUAAUCUCCCCUGUGACCCCCCCCCCACCUCUGUUGGUCUCAUUGAUGACUGAGAUGGAACUGAAGCCUGGUUCAUACAUUUCUGAUGCUGAGUUGAUUCACCUGAUCACUGUGUGAUAGAGUGGACUUAAGAUUCAAGUGAGUCAGUUCACAUCGGCAGGCCAGUGUAGUAAGAGCUGUCUGAUUUAAAACAGGAGUUGAUUCUCACAAUGGAGGGAUGUAUGUAUGUAUGAAUGACUGAUGUUGUUGUAGUUCUCACAGGAGGGGGGGAGGGGGGGUCAUUUGGAUGUUAACACUAAGGCCUCUCUGUGAAGUUCCUCUGGUGCAGAGCAGCUACUGCAUUAGGGAGGUGCCUGUAAGGGUUGCUGCUGGACUGGCUGAACUAGGAUGACGUUGGUCUGAAACUCACACCCUCAGAGGAGGAGCUUAACUCAUCUCUUAGUUGUGGGCUGGGAAAGCUGUUCUUCUCAACUUCCUGUCUGUGUACUGUACUGGAGACAGGAAAGAGAGUGUGUAAAUGUGUGUGCAAUACAGUUUGUGUACGAUACCAUGAAUGUGUGUGUGUGUCUGUGUCUUUGAGGUAUGUUGGCUUUUUAGGCACAUUCAUGGCCACUGGUUUAACGUUCUUAAAUAAUACUAUGUAAAGGAUAAAUAAAUUUCUUUUGAAA
This is a messenger RNA of Hypomesus transpacificus, 5112 nucleotides long. RefSeq names its product serine/threonine-protein phosphatase 6 regulatory ankyrin repeat subunit A (gene ankrd28a). The transcript has 29 exons. Gene Ontology annotation, cellular component: cytoplasm. Gene Ontology annotation, molecular function: protein binding. Lineage: Eukaryota; Metazoa; Chordata; Actinopteri; Osmeriformes; Osmeridae. The coding region runs from base 540 to 3818 and encodes 1092 amino acids. The record is from RefSeq and is a predicted model, not a curated record.